AUGGCUGGGAUGGCAGGCGGAGAAAGUGUGGAUCUCCAGCAACUCGUGCUGAGAAGCGAGACCGUCGUCGACGAUGUGCUGCGCCAGCAACUCAAGGAGGUCCAGCGCCAACAGGAAAAAGUCUUUCACGAACUGCUGAGCGUACAACGCCUGUUGGACUGCCUCCCCCUUCUUCAGCUCCAGCAGAAACAGCAGCUGAGGGCCAUGCGGCGACACCGCAAGGCGCUUCGCAAGCUCCGUCUUCUCGCAGGGCCGGAGGAGGCGUCUUCGGAUUCGGACGAAGGCAGAGAAGCAGAUGAGGAGCGCCGCACGACAGCGCAGGGAAAGAACGAGAAGGCGGCCCCAAGCGAACCGAAGAAAACGGACUGUCCUCCCGUCCCUGUGGACGCACUGGUGAAUAUCGGGUGUAACACCUAUCUCAAAGCGCGAGGCGACGACAUCGGAAAGCUCCUGAUCAAGGUCGGCUUCCAAUUCUACCUCGAAAUGACUCUCGAAGAAGCAGCGGACUUUCUCACCCAGAAAGAAGCGAUCUUGCUCAAAAAGUACGACCACUGGAGCGCCAAGUGUGCGGACAUGAAGGCUCAAAUUCAGGUGUUGCUGCAAGCAAUCGCGGCGGUUGUGGAGGAACCGGCGCUUCGAGCGUUUCCUUACGCCUGA
Molecule: messenger RNA, 657 nt
Organism: Neospora caninum
Lineage: Eukaryota; Apicomplexa; Conoidasida; Eucoccidiorida; Sarcocystidae
Exons: 5
Coding region: 1-657 (218 amino acids)
Source: RefSeq, a predicted model, not a curated record